AUGCACCGCGAUACCGUCACUGACACUCGCUGCCGCCUCCACCGCCCGCUGCAAACUCGCUGUCCCUCGGCUCACGCAGCCUCUCCAGGCCCCGGGCGCGGCCGGGAUCCCUUCCCGCCUCCACUUCGGUGCCGGCCGGGCAAGCGAGAGGAACAAAGCGCUCUUCCCAGCCCGCACCCACCCACGGCGGCGGCGGCCAUGAGCCCGAUGGAAACACAGCGGGUUGCAACACCCCGGGCCCGAUUUCACCACCCGGCCGGGAGCUCGCGGAGCCUCCCGGCCCCGCCGCCGCCUCCCGGCCACACUCCUGUCCGGAACAAUGCAAGGCCCCGUUUCCCAGCCAGGAAACGCCGCUGCCCAUCGCCCACCGCCUCCCGACGUGACCGGGACCACGCCAAACCCGGGCGACCCCGCUCUCCGCGCACACGCUGGCCCACCGAGGCCGCCGUUCGUCCCCUGCCCCUCACGGGCAAUGAAUGGAGCGGCGGGGCCGGCGGGACAAUAAGGCGGGAGCCACGCGCCCCACGCCGGCCCGGCUCGGGUGGUGCCUCGGCCGCCGCCGCCACGCCGGGGCCGCGCACCGGCCCGGCCGGCCCCCGCCCGCCCGACAGCGGCGGCCACGAAGGCAGCGCCAGCAGCUCCUCCACCCAUCGCGCAGCGCCCCGGCUCCACAGCGCUGCAGGGCCCCAGCGUGCGCCUCCCGCCCUCCGCCGCCUCAGCCCGCUCUGCCACCCGGCCCGCUUCCACCCCGCCACCGCCCGGCCGCCCUGA
Messenger RNA from Zonotrichia leucophrys gambelii, 771 nucleotides. RefSeq names its product serine/arginine repetitive matrix protein 1-like. The record is from RefSeq and is a predicted model, not a curated record. Bases 1 to 771 code for a protein of 256 amino acids. Lineage: Eukaryota; Metazoa; Chordata; Aves; Passeriformes; Passerellidae. The transcript is spliced from 2 exons.